CUCCUUCCUAUUAAAGGCUGGAUAGAGAAGGUGGAUUGGAUUUUGUCCGAUUCCAGCUCAGCUUCUGGGUCCCAUUUCCUCCUCCUCAUUUCCAGCCAAACUUUUACUAGGCCUGCAAAAACCACUUUCUCCAUCCGGCCUCAAUUGUCUGCAACUUUUGCCAGGUUCCUACACGGCAGGAAGGAAGGCUCAACUCAUAUUCCCUUUUUGGACCGAUCCAUGAAAACCAAGUCAAGUGAAUCUUGCCAGGGAAGUCCGGAUGAUCCGCCAUGCUUAGGCCCAAACCUGUUGGCAUGGGCUCCUCUCUGCCCCACGACCGCCGCUUCCAUCCCUCCAAAUUGUGACAUGGUUUCUCCUGGCACGCUGCCUUUCCCCAGGUGAUUUAGUAAGAUGGCUGAGAGCUCUGACGCUCAUCCAAGCCUUGAGGGGAUCUUUCGGGUCUUAGCCCAGGUCCCCAGGGACAUAUUGGUCCUCUUCAAACUGAAACUGAGCUGCAAGUGGAAAGACCAAAGGAGCUCUCAGCUCUUAUACUCCAUGAUCCUGUUGACUUUGAAGGAAGAGACAGAGGCCUGGAUGAGCCUGGAUGCUUUGAAGGAUGAUCCAGUAGCGGCAUGUAUCUAUCAAAGCCGCUGGGGCAGUGCUACAGGAAACAUGGCCAACCCCAUUCCUCUAAAGCAGGAUGCAGAGGUGAGCCUGGCUGUGGCUCAAAUCUACUCGCUGCUGGCAGAUGAAAAACUCUGCAGUCCUCUGGCCAGAGAUGAAGCUUACCGAGCAGCUAUCGCAGCUUUCCAAUCCAGCAACGUUGGAAAAGACCGGUUCAUGAGCCUCUUGGAUGAAGCUUUGGAAACAUGUGGGAUGGGUUUGAUAGUCACGCUGUCAAGCAAAAGUGUUGGUGUGACAGGAGGUAAAACAAGUGGGUCAACAGCUCGGACAACAAGCGAUUGUGUGCCGAUUCAGAGCUCCUUGGAUCCUCAGCCUCUCCGCUCCACAGGCAGCCCAACAUCGGUGGUCAGUCAUUUGGAGAUCAGCCCGUCCCCCACGGCAUCUUUCCUCUCCCACUUUGUUCACCAGGACAGCAUGGCUGAGACCAGCAAGCUUUGCGGGAGCGCAUCCCAUUACUCCACACAGGGUGAUGAGGAAGGAAACAGCUACACAUCACCAGCUGGUUCCAGGUCCAGGUCCGAGAAGGGAGACCAGCCAAAAAACAGGAGAAAGGGUGAUUUGGGGAACAGCCGGUGCUCUUCAUCUGAUGUGCUGGAUCCAAAAGUCUCACUUGGGAGUGCAUGGCGUCCCGUUGAGUGUACUGAACCUGCAAACGUUGUUGGAAGAAAAGGCACCGAAGGAAGCUUAUCACACAAUCCACAAACCUCACCCACACCGCUAUUUGGUUCUGCAGCUUCCAUGGGACAUCCCCAAAGUCCCUUUCCCUCCAAGCAGAAUUCAGGCUCUGUACCAACCUCUGUUUCAAGUUCUGCCCCUCCGCCUCGUACUACAGGGUCUUCGCCAACAGUUCCGCAGAUCGAUGCCAACGAGUUUUUCACAUUUGUCAUCUUGCAUGCCAAUGAAGACGACGCCAUCGCUUGCCGGGUGAAGGACAAGCUGGAGAGCAUGGGCGUCUCCAACGGGGCAACGUAUAGCGAGGAUUUCUUGGUGCCUGGACACUCCCAGCUGGGCUGCUUCCAAAAUGCUUUGGAUAACUCAGCCUUCACACUCUUGCUCCUGACCGAGAACUUCAGGAGCCGGUUCUGCGCUUACCAGACCAACGUGGCCCUGAUGGACUCCUUCACCCGGUUCUCCAAGACCAACACAGUGAUCCCAUUCAUCUCCAAGGAGAGGCCCAUCAAACCAAGCAAAAUACCCAAGCUGCUGGCUACUCUUGUGCCGCUGGAUGAGAACUCCCCACUUUUUGACAGGAAGGUCAAGAACACCUUCAGGACAAGGGCCAUUCAAGAGAAGAAGGCGGAAUGGAGCCUCAGGCGGCAGAUCCAGGAAAGAGAACGACUGCAAGAGCAACGCCAGAACUAUGAGCAGAUGCUGCAACACCUGUCUGCGCUUGGCAUGAAUGCGCCAACAGCGAUGCCCUUCCCUGGACCACUGGCGGGCUUUCCAGGGUUACAGGUUCCACAGCCAUUUUAUUCCCCAGCAUUCCCUGCUCCCGGAACAUCCCAGCCUCAGCCUUGCGUUGACCAACCCUCCCUCUCCCAGCCAUUCCUCUUCUCCCUGGGUGCAGGUGGAUCUCAGCCGCCCCUGAUCAUCCAAAAUGCCCAAAUGGUGCAAAUCGGAGACUACAACCACAUGCAAGUGGAGAGGACCAACGCAAUGCUUGGCACGGCUGAGGAAGAAGGGAGCAUGGAUCGACGGGUGGAAAAUGGUGUUGGGAACUGACAGAGUGACUGAAAAUAAACCCAUUUUCCUUUCUCUGUC
Molecule: messenger RNA, 2424 nt
Organism: Sceloporus undulatus (fence lizard)
Lineage: Eukaryota; Metazoa; Chordata; Lepidosauria; Squamata; Phrynosomatidae
Gene: TICAM1
Product: toll like receptor adaptor molecule 1
Exons: 2
Coding region: 391-2385 (664 amino acids)
Biological process (GO): TRIF-dependent toll-like receptor signaling pathway; positive regulation of canonical NF-kappaB signal transduction; positive regulation of myeloid dendritic cell cytokine production
Molecular function (GO): protein kinase binding
Source: RefSeq, a predicted model, not a curated record